UUGAUUGGCAGGUUCAGGUUUCCGGCUCAGAAGAUGAGCUGUCUGAAAACGAUCGUUCUUUUCCGCGUGGUUUCGUUCGUUUUCGUUCACAGCUCAGUCGUUCCCACGCACUGUCGUUCCCUGCGCCGUGCUGAGCUGGAAAAUGGCUGAGCGCAGGGCCAGGCAGUUAUGAAGCGGAGAGGUACGGCGCAGUUCAAAGUUAAAUCAGAGCUGUCGCUUGGAGAUCCCGACACACCAACAACACAACCGUCUGCAGGGGGGACCCAGCGGGCUUCUCCUCGGAGGCUUCGACUCUGUUAAAGCCCCGCUGCAGGAAAAGCGAGAAGACCCAAAAAAACCAUCCGCGGUCAGUUAUUCCUUCUGCUACAUUUCAGCAAACUUAAAGGAUUUAAAAGCUCUCUACUCCAAACAUUUUUCCUCCAAUCCAUCUAUUUAGAGCGUGGAGAUCCACCGACACUGGGCUGUUGGCUUGGCGCAAGCUUUCAUCAGAACACAAAACUAGGACCCGUCUCAAGGUUUUUUCUGCUUACAGGAGUAUGUUGCCGACGCUCUCCCUCUGCUCCAUCAUUUGGCUGAACCGCGGUAUCAAACUGAGGAAAGUACAGCAGUCCAGCAACACUGGUCAGCUCUGAAGCAGCUGCCACCACAGCCAUUACAGCAGCCACCUUAUAAACUAGUAAAAAUGCUUCUAAGCUUCGGGUGACUUUCCGUCCUUCCUUCAACCCCCCAGCCUAGAAACCACAGCACCAACACCUCCCUUUAGUGACUCAGCAGCAGCUUCAGUUUCUGAGCAGGAUUCCAUUAUCGACAAAAAAAGGAACUCCUCCACUCAACAAAAUGGCGACAAAUGGUUUCCAAUAUCGUGUGCUCUACACAUUUACCAAGGACCAGGAAGAGGACUUGGACCUGCAGCCAGGGGACCUCCUGACCGUCAGCAAGGCCUCUCUGAUGUCAGUGCAGACCUACGAGGAGGGCUUCGAGGAGCACCCGGAGCGUCUAGGCUGGCUUCUAGGAUACAACGAACGUACCAAGCAGAGAGGCGACUUUCCAGGGACCUUCGUCAAAUUUGUUGGUCCCAUCAAAAUGGCCCAUCCAUCAAGUCAACUAAGGUCCCAGCGACCUCUCCCGGCUGCUCCCAUCCCAGAACCAUCUCACGCUGUUCCGGUGCCAGACCUCAGCCAACAGUUCACUCCACCAGAGACGGCUCCCCCAGCCCUCAUCAACCUCAUCCAAGCCAUCGAAAACAGAGGUCUGGACAGCAAAAUAUUGUACAGAACAGCAAGCACAUCAGACAGCUCAGUGUACACCUUAAGCACUGAAGGCGAUGCUGCUCAGAAUGACGUGGGUUUCCUGUCUGAGAGCAUCCUGUGCUACCUGAGAGACCUCCCAUCACCUGUCAUCCCUGCAUGCAUCUAUCUGCAACUUCAAACUGCAGUCAUGCAGCAGCUGCUUCACCAGCAGUCUCUAGAUGGAGCUGUUGCUGGUAGCCAUGACAGAGAGGUGAGUCUGGUUCUGGAGAACUCCACGGUGGUCCCGCUCCAUCAUCGUCUCACCUUGCAGUACCUGCUCACACACCUGACCAAGGUGCUUCAGGCUCAGGCCAGUAACGGCCUGGACACUCACACUCUGGGAAGGAUCUUUGGCCCCCUCCUGAUUAGGACAAGUGCCUCAGCCCAAGGGUAUUUAUGGGAGGAGGACUUUCCCGUCCUGGUGGUAGAGAGGCUGCUGGUGGAGAGAACUGCACAGCAAGACUUCCCUCCUCCUGUUCUUCCAGCGAAACCAACCAAAUCAAAAAUAGCCCCAUCAGAUAUGACGGACACAAGCAGCCUACUGAACGAUGCUGAGUGGUACUGGGGAGAUAUUUCCAGAGAGGAGGUGAAUGAGAAACUGCGAGACACUCCAGAUGGAACCUUUCUGGUGCGAGACGCUUCCAGCAAACUGGAGGGCGAGUACACUCUGACUCUCAGGAAAGGUGGGAACAACAAACUGAUCAAGAUUUAUCACCAGGAGAGUCGCUAUGGCUUCUCAGAGCCUUUGACCUUCCAGUCUGUGGUGGACCUCAUCAAUCACUACCGCCACGAGUCCCUGGCCCAGUACAACGCCAAAUUGGACACCAAGCUGCUCUACCCCAUCUCCAAGUUCCAGCAGGUGGUUAAGGAGAACAGCAUAGAGGAGGUGGGAGAGCAGCUCAAGGUCUACCAUGAGCAGUACCAGGAGAAGAGCCGCGAGUACGACUCUCUGUAUGAGGAGUACACUCGCACCUCACAGGAGCUGCAGAUGAAGCGAACAGCUAUCGAAGCCUUCAAUGAAACCAUCAAGAUCUUUGAAGAACAGUUUGAGACCCAGGAGAAAUACAGCCGAGAGUCUUUGGAGCGAUUCCAAAGAGAGGGCAACGAGAAGGAAAUUCAAAAGAUUCAGAGCAACUCUGAGCGUUUGAAGUCCCGCGUGAAGGAAAUCCACGACAGCAAGCGAAAACUGGAGCAAGACCUGAAGGAGCAGGUAUCUGACAACAGAGAGAUUGACAAGAAGAUGAACAGCCUCAAGCCAGAUCUCAUGCAGCUUCGCAAGAUCAGGGACCAGUACUUAAUAUGGUUGACACAGAAGGGAACAAGGCAGAAGAAGAUCAAUGAAUGGCUGGACAUAAAGAUCGAUGCUGAUGACUCCUAUUCUCUGGAGGAAGAUGACAGCUCACCUCACCAUGACGAUUGUACCUGGUAUGUCGGUGACAUCAAGCGCUCCCAGGCAGAGGAAAUGUUGAGAGACAAAUGUGAUGGAACCUUUCUCAUCAGGGAAAGCCAAUCACAGAAGGGUUCCUAUGCCUGUUCAGUUGUUGUUGAUGGCGAAACAAAGCACUGUGUCAUCUACAAGACAGCCACGGGUUAUGGAUUUGCUGAGCCCUACAAUCUGUACUCGUCUCUCCAAGAGCUAGUACUCCACUACAAAAACGUCUCCUUGGCCCAACACAACGACCAUCUGAAUGUAAAUCUAGCUUAUCCAGUCUUGGCCCGCUCCCAGAACCUAAAGUAGAACCAGCAGCCCAGAUGAUCUGUAGAUCUACCAGCAGUGGGGCUUCGAGCCUCUGGAGCCCAGGACAGUGUCAACUGUUUCAGAGAAAGUGUGUUUUUGUCUGGAAUCUGAUGCAUCUAUAGUUCCCUGACAGAACCCAGUCCAUUAAAAACACUCCUCCCAAAAACCACACCACUACUGACACAGAGCCACUGGCUGAGAGGGUAAACGGGAACCUCUAGAUUAGCCAGUCACAGCUCUACUGGGUAAAAUUUACAAAAGGCCCCAAACAUCCACAGGAAGGUAGACUGGACACAGAGAUGUUAGAGACAACAUGUGUUAAAGGAGAACAAAAUAAGCACAAACAAGUAUUUUUAAGGCUGCACAAAUGAGAUGCAAAAAGCAUGUAGUGAAACUAUUGAAAAUAUGUAAAGCUUUUUUUUAAUACCUUGAGCACAAAGUAUCUGUGUUUAAACAAAUGUCCUAUGUGUAAACUCCAGACUCUCUGGAAACACUGACAAAAGUAUGCUUUUUAAUUCCAUAAAGGAAUGGCUAGUCACUUCCCACCUGAAGGUGGCUGAGAGGAUCCAGCAGGUUGGGGCUGGGCUGAGGGAUUUUAAGGGUUUUACCUUCCAGAAGCACACAGGAAUUCUAGUGACCGAAGUGACCACAAGCUUCAGUCACUUUACAUUUUAAGGGUUCAAAGGAGAGGCUAGGAAUAAUAUCAAUGUGGCUACAGCUUUAAAAGAUAUACAGGCAGGUAUAUUUUUAUAGACUCAUUUAUAUCCAUCUGCUUUGCUGUGUGGUUCUCAUUAGGUCUCUCUUUGAACUAAUGAGAAAGAAAUACCCAUUAAACGAGGAAUAGGAGCAAAUGCAUGGUACAUAUUUGUUAUUUUGUCAAUGACAGAAUAUAUAGCAACUUUCCUGCAGGUGUGCUGUGUCAGAUGCCUCUUCCUUUUUUUUCUCUAAUACUGUAGCACACGUAGCUAUUGACACUCUGCACUGUUAGUGCUCUUCUUUUGUGUGUAGAUUCACUGCGGUACCAGCGCUUGUUGAGUAUCAACCUCUUUGAUUCUUCGACAGUCGGUACUAAAUUAGUUUCCUGUAAAGUUGGAGUAGACUCCCGGUGGUGUGAUCCCCUCUCAGACAAACGUUUUCAUUUGUUUCUUUGAGGCAGAGUUUUUGAUGGUACAUCUCUGCUGCAUCUGACUGUUCAUUUCAUCUGAUGCUUGAUUCAGAGCUGGAGAACAUUAAUGUAUAAAAAAAAGAUAAAAGAAGGCAGUAAUAUAUGUUGUGUACAGUAUAUUUUAGACCCACAUGCUUUAGAUGUAUGUGACUUUGUAGAGUUCCCUAGUGUCCUUUAUGUUUUCAGAAUAUUUGUUGUUUUCUUAGGUUCUGUUUGAGGAUUUGGAUGAUCCUUCAAAUGUGAGCCCAGUGAAGGAUGUGUUCUCAUGUAGCACAACAGGAAUAAAAGAACACGUCCUCUUGCCAUUCAGCUGAGAGAUUACCUGCUAUAGCAUGUAUUGAGAUCUUCAUUUGUUUUUGUUUCUUUUAUUUUUAAUCAAACAGAUGGUUGAAAAUCAGUUGGCAUGUAGUGAUUACUCCAAGGUGUGUGGUACUCCAAGCACUCUAAAUUUUAUAUUGAGUCCAGAUCAGUAGAUACUGUUCUGUACUGUGUGCGUUUGGCUCGAGGGACUAAUUGUUGUCACUUCCAUCCCUUUUAAAUCACAGUUGUACAAAUACAGAGACAUGCAGUUCCUUUUAUGGUCAGUGGAGGCACUGCAGAGAGACAAGUUUCAAGGCUGCUUUUAAACUUGAUUCUCAAACAGACACAAAGCUUUCAUAAUUUCUUACACAAAUGACUGAGAAUGGUAAAGAGAAUAUGUAUGAAUAUAUAUUUUUAUAUCCUGGAGCAGACAAGUCAUUUAUGAUGGAGUGUUUAAUACUCUGCUUCAUGUGUUUUUGUCGGGGGUUAGAAAAGUUUCCAAAAUGUGAUCUUCACCAGUUUUCUGCUCCUAACGUCAUGUGAAGAGGUGGCAUCAGAAGUUGUAUGUGAAGACCUUUGCUUCGGACUAGAGCACAGCUCUUUGAGUGUCGCCCCUUACUGAGCUGAAUUUAACCUGGGAAGCUCGGAUAGAGAUGGGUUCAUUGUACUAUAGAGUCAUUUGCACAGUUGUUGGUAUGACGUUGAUCCCUGAAAUGAAAGCAGAGGCGGCAGCCCGGCUUCUGGUUACAGGUUUACAGCCCUGAGGGAGGCGACUACAAGUGCCUUCUGUCAUCCUGAGGAGUUUGUGUUCUCCUUGUUGUCACCGUUAGACGGUGCCAUCGCCACCAUGUUGUUGUGCCACACAUUUGCCAUAUCUAAGGUUAAGGAAUAUCUGGCAAAUGAGCCUAGUUGUUGUCAUUGUGUGAAUGUGUGUGAAUGUGUGUGGGUGUGUGUGUGUGUGUGUGUGUAGUGCACAGAAUGACUGGUUUUGCUGUUACAUCUGAGAUUGUUACAUUCUUUGUUUGGUUGCAGCUGUACAGUAGCUUCGUUCUCUGUUGUGUACUAAAGUUUUUGGUUUUUUCUAUAUCUAUCUGCUAUAUCUGUAAUGAAAUGUAGAUGAGUUAGAAAUGAGAACAAUAUCCAUUUUUAGCCUGGUGCAGUUCUUUACUAGCCUCCCAAGUUCCAGCAAUAUAUUUUUUUUCUUGAAUAUCUUGAAGUGGGUUGUGUGAAGCACAUGUGACAGCAAAGGACUGACCUGACGUAGACAAGCAGCAGCAACAUCCCAGUUUGAAGAAUAAAUAAAAAUCUUUCUAUCCAUCAAAUAUACAUCUUAUAAGCUCAGCAUUGGUGAGAAUAAACUGCCUUGCAUGCAUUUCUUUAAAUUUGAUCUUUCUAUCAACAUUUGUCAUUCAAAAAAAUCAAUGAUUUAAAAAGACGUUUAUUGACUUAUUCUUGUUUGACUGAAAAUUCUUUACAAUCUUCUUCAUUUUUCUUCGUCCAAAAAUGCUGAUUCAAAUUUUUUUUCUUAAAAUAUGAAGAUUUCCUUUUCAAGUUAUUAGAAAGCUAUACUAAUGACCUGAGUAAAUAAAUACAUAGAUAAAGAUUUUUCAUUUUGUUAAACUCUGACCUUCUAUAGCCAAUUAAUGCUAUUUCUGAUUUCUCUUCAUUUACUAUUAAUGUACUACAUAUAUUUUUCUACUUGGAAUAACUGACAGUUUGACUGUCUUCACAAUAAAAUGUUCAUUUUUAAAUAAAACCAGGAUUACCUGCAAUAAUCAGGUUUGCUUUUGUUUGUGAAGUAUAGAAAUAUAUGAUAUCAUCCUUCAGUAUGAGCAAAACCCAACUAAAAAGAAUUCUACCAAAUGAGAUUUCUAAGACAAAUUGUAGAUCUCUAAGUUAAUUAUUUUUUAUCACAUAAUCAGAAUGUAAAAAUGGAACAUAUAUUGCCAUAAAUCAUCUUCAAAGUCCUUUGAAAAUAUGCAGAAAGACAGUAAUUUUUUGUUUACUUAUUGAAUCGUAGUCUGCAUGUGAUCUGCAAUAUGAUUGCAGAUCACAUGUUUUCCAUGCAGCCUUGCUUACUAGAUCUUCUCCCUCCAGCAACAACGUCCACUCUGAAGAGUGUUGUCAGUGCAGUCUGUUAGUGACAUGGUGCGCUCUCUGUUCUGGUCACCAGCUGAUGUUCCAUGCCUCUGCUUAAACAUCACCAUGUCUUAAGAACUCUUUUGAACUCUUUCAGCUGACAUCUCCCAAGGCUGCCUCUGCUGGCACACACACACUGUAACUAGAAGAGCUGGAACAAUGCCUUCAAACAAAAAAAGUAGCACCUACUUUCAAAGAAAAAGCAUGGAUGAAAUUCAUUUCAUACAAUCCACCCUGUGUGGACUGGGGGCCACAAAAAGGCCUCAUGCUCCAAUGGUUUACAUUCCCAGAGGUAGAAAUCAAAAUGUAAGAAGUUUUAGAUGUUGUCAGUUCACUAACUCUGCUGGUGCCUCCCAGUUCGAUAACAGGUGACAAAUCUUUCCUGAUUCUCCGUACUGGGAUGGUGAUUACUGUUGUCUACUGCAGGUAUUACAGAUAACUUGCUGACUGCUCAGAAGUUCUUUACGCAUGAACAGAACCCCCAUGAUGCAUGGAGCCUUCCUCAGCCUUUUACUUUCUAAGCUUUGUGAGCAGAACUUUUGCUUAGUUUAGUUUGAUGGACCAACACUUUGUGAUUGCACAUGUUUACUUCUGCAUCACACAGUCCAGCACUCUGAAACUAACACACAGCAGAUAGGCUUUAUCAAUAGCAUGUUUUACUUCACAAUGUUGUAUACAGUAUAUUUCCAGUAUCAGACAUUUCUUUUUUUUAUAUUGGAGCAUAUAAUGUACAGUAUGUGCUUUUUGCUGUUCUGCAGUCAGUAGCUGUUUUAUAAAUAUUUUGCUUUUGGCCGAUUGCAUUAUUUUUCCUCAAUUCUACCAGGCAAGUUGUGUCAAAGAUGUUUUAGUUUUCUAACAAGCUCAAAGGAGAACUGCUGGCUCAUUUCUGCAGUUUCUGUUAAUGGUAAAAGAAUAUUUCCUACAGAUAGUUGUGUUUUUCUCAUGUCAUUUACAUCAGUUUUAUUGUAGCUUCUUCUCAUUGUCAGAAUUUGGUUCAGAUUCUGUAUUUCCCUGGGGAAUCACUUGCAGUGCUGAGCACCAAGUUACAAAACAACAAAAAGCGCUGAUUUGGAUGUAAUUCAGGAAACAUAAUACCAGUAGAGUUAUUUGUUGGCACAUUCAAAAUGGUUAAAAAUGGCAUAAAAGGUGACUUGAAGUUUAUUUAAUUGUAUCUGACUGAUUAAGCUUUGUAACACACACAGCUUUUUGUACAAUAAAGAUGAAAUAUAUUCCUGGAAGCUUCAUCAACAUCAUUUCACAGACUUUCAUCUGUUUUAUAGAUCGCUCCGUUAUUAACAGUGUGAGGAACUCUUGCAGCAAACGGGGUGAAAUGGGCAGAAACUAGAGAUAUUUUUGAGUCUUUGUGACAAAUAUUUUCUUUCAAGACAAUUGAUACUCAUUUUCUCACCUUCAUGUUCAAAGCAUAUCUUAUCAAGUAUGAAAACUAUGAAAAGUAUUUGUUGUAGAAUUUCAAUAACAAGAUUUAGUAAAGAGGCUACAGUUAAUCACUUAGAAAUCCUCCUGUUUUAAAGGACUUCAUUCUUCUUUGGUGUGUGUGCUUUAAACAAAUCAGAAACACACGCCGAUGUGAGCUAAUGGUUAGAACUUCUUCAAGGCUGCAGAAACCCAAACCUCACUCCUGUUGGCCCGCCGGUCAGGAUGAAGAAUCCCUGUGGGAAACGACCCAUCAGUCUCACUGAUUCCUCAUGUUAACAGACAUGACCAUGUGCACAUUAGUGAGUGUAAACACAUUAGCUUAUACUACUGUUUAGGGGUUUUAGAACAUAAGAUUUAUUGUAAUAAAUGAACCCUAUCAAAAAAUAAACCAGCUUUAAUGUAUUUAAACUGAGAGUGCACCAGUUGAUCGCUGAUCUUUAAACAGCCCAACCAACUGAUUCCGAUAUUGAUUUCUUAUUUUUGUCUGGAAAGUCAAAAAAUAUAAUGACGUUUCUACGUUGACAACAGUAGGGUGACUUGUUGACGGCGCUGUGCAGAUGUGACCUGGUGGGGGCGCUGUCAGUCAGUCCUCACUGCAGAGCAAAAGGGGGCAGUAGCUGAUUUUAAAACUUUUGUGCAGGUAAAGACCAGUGGAUAAGAUCAGCUUCACAUUGCAGAUCUCACACAAUGGAGGAAAAUUGUGCACCCCUGAUUUAAUUAAUAAUUUAAUUGUUCAUGCAUAGUUAAGCCAUAACACUUAUAAAAAUAUGUACUAUAUGGCAUUGUUGUAAAAUUGGUGACUAGUUUUUGAUUAGUCACUUGAUGCAUUUAUUUCCCACUGAGAUUACACACCAAAAUUCAUUUUUACUUUUAAAGAGAGAUUGAAACAGUUUCAAACUAAAUACAUCGCUGUGCAUCAAACUCCACAUUCUGAUGGUUGUUUUUGAUGAUUUGAUAUUUUGAAACAAAGAAAAAUGAUUCAUCUAUGCUAUCUUUUUAUUCUGAUUAAAACUCAUUUGAAACGUCUGUAAAUCAGAGAGGAGUGUUGUGAGGAAACCAAAGGUCUGGAAAGGACUGGAGGAUUCAGCCUUGGUAGUUCUACCCAACAAUUGCAACACCCACCAGUAUGGUGGUCGGAGCUCCUGUAGGAUUUGUUACAACUGUAACAAAUAUGCAUUCUGGGGAUGAAGUGAGCUCAUGCUUACUUAAUAAUGCUUCCUGAACAGGCCUGUGUGUUUGGCACAGUCCCGGCUGCUUUGCAUUUCUUAAAUAUCAGAAAAGUGUUUGUCGUUUUCAUUUCUUAUAGCAAAGAAAUUAAUUUCUACUGCGUUUAAACGAUUCAGUUUUUUUGUGAGUAGAGGCGGUUUGUGAGUGGCGCCAUGCUGCGUCUCACCUCUCCAGAUGUUUGUGAUUGCUGCAGGCCGUGCACUGUAACAAAGAACUCUCUAAUUUAUAGUAAAUUACUGUCAAUUUUACUGUAUUUAUACAGUACAGUUCUGGCAACCACAGCUGCUGAUGUUUUACCAUGAAUUUGAGACGUUUUAUUUUUACAGUGUAGUGUCGGGUGAACUCAGCAGGAAGCAAUAAUGGCGUUAGAGAGAGAUGUUUCACGGUGCUUGAAUAUAUUUUUGCUCUCAUUAGUUGACUUUAAAAAGAAAGAAAGAAAAAAGCUGAUAUAUUUGUCUAUCCAUGUGUUGUUUUUUUAUACUAGCUGUUAACAGUAAACUUACAGAACCUAUAAAGAAAAAAAUAAGCUAGCUUGAUAUUUUUUUUCCUCUAUACAGAAAAAACAAAUACAAAUGUUUACAAGAUGUAAUUAACCAAAUAGUAAACGUGAGCUUGAGAAUCGAUCUGUCUGUCCCUCCAUGUGGCUGUGAUAGAUUGUUAUGUAUUACUUUUAUUUCAUGGUAAACUUGAAGAUGUUAUGACUAGUUUUUCUCUUUUCUUCUUUAGCUUUGUGAAUCCUCUGUUGUUUUCAGAAUAAUAACUCAGCCGUCUGUUUUCCUCUGCUCUUCACGAGUCCGUUCGCUCUGCCUGCUGACUACUUCAACUCACACUGAACCUUUAUGUGCUUGAACUGAACUUGAGACCCUGUUGAAUCUCUUGCUGUUUCUGUUGUUCACGAUCAGGUAGACUUCACUGCGACACUGCCUGGUGGAUUUUUGAUAAAGGUCACUACAUGGAAUUUCAGGAGCUUGUACAGAAAUGUUGUGAACAAUAAAAGGCGCCACUUGGCGAACAUACUUGAGUACAAAUCCAGUACAAUAAUCGUAAAUUCAGGAAUAACUAUCAGCGAUCUAUUGUUUAUGUUUGCACUAUAGGGCAAAGGAUGUUCAAAUGAAAACCUGAAUUAGUUUAUCUUUUGGUUCCAUAGCUCACUCCUUAAGACCAAAAUUUAGCCAUAUAAUGUCACUUUGUGUGUAAAAAUAUGAUGACAACUGCACUUUCACUUCCUGUUUUUCUGCCUUUUGCCAGUCUUUAUUUUUUAGGACAGGAAAGUUGCUAGUCUGUAGGUUUGAGCCGAUGCUCAGUGCUCUGAAACAGUGUGGGUCCUCUUACAGUUCUCCUGAUGUAGUUUUUUCACAGAUUUAAUGAUCAAAGAUCUGAGUAAAUGAAAAAAGAAUGCUUCAAAUCAUUUCAUUUGUGUCAAGAAAAUAAUUGAUCCAAAGCAAAUUGGGCACAUGUGUAAAACCCUAAAUCACAAAUUCACAGUGAUUAGAAAGCAUUGUUUGGACAAGUGAGUGGAUUUGAAUAGCCACAGUGCUGUCAAACCUGUAGAAUCAAAUCACAUGCAUAAAAUCUGUCUCAUAACACAAACUAAAUGAAUAGAUUUUAAACAGCACACAUGAUCUAAAGAACAGCAUCUACAGAACUUCAGGCCUCAUUUGGCCCAGUCAGUCAGUCAGUCAGUCAGUCAGUCAGUGUUCCACAGAACUAUAGGAGAAAAAGGUGCAGGUAAAAAUAUACAUAAGGAUUAGUGGUGACACUUGAUUAAUUGCUGAGUCUAUAAUUAAUUAAUCGCAUUUUAUUCGAAAACUACAUAAUGACAAAAUAAUAUUUUCAAUUCAAAUACCCCUUUGCUGCUAAAUCAUUGAAGAAUAGACAUGACCUAAACAACAAAGAUGCUUAUUGUUUUAAUCUGUUCUUCAACCAUCAGAUUGGAGUAAAGUGUUAUUUCGUUUUUUAGUUCCUCAGGAAGUUAUAAAUGUGACUGUGUGUACACAGACAUGAGCAUUUGAGACUUUUAUGCUAAUGCUUCAUGUUUUGCAGCUGCACAGUUUGGGCUUGGAUAGCUUCACUGAUAGGCUAACUCCUUUUAGCACAACUUGAAAACAACAAUUGUCUUUUCCAAAAUUCCAUCAUUUAUUUGAAGCAGAAUUGAACCUCAGUGGUCGUCCUUCUGCUGGCAUGCAGGCCAUCACUUUAUUAGCAGAUGCUGCUUGUGCGUCAAAUAUCCAAGUGUAUGCAAAGGUUCCAGAUUGGGACUUUUUUGCAUGUAAAAAUUAUUUUAAUUAAUUUUGUUAAUAUUUUUAACUCGUUAAAGUUCUAAUAAAGAUGCACCUGUAAUUGGGAUUCACUUACCAUAAUCUGACUGAAUUGUGUUCUGUAGUGGGACAGAUAUUCUUAAGUUAUGCAGCUGGACGGUGAUCCAAAGCCCAUCAUCCAGUCCAUUCUGAACAGCUAAAAUAAAAUAGUCAAAAUAAGGACCUGACUCUGGUUGUGUUUAACAGUCUGUUCAUGCUGGAAAACCCCCCAAUGUGUCUGAAUGAAAACCAGAGUGUUGCUACCCAAAGGUGGCAAAUCAUUUGAAGCUGCUUUUUCAAUUUACUCAGAUUGUCUAAUAUAAAGAAAAGAGUCUGAUGUCCUGAAACGUUGAUGCUUUUUCACAGCACUGUUAGUGUUCUGUUGUUACCCGCGGUCAGGAGCAACAUUUUCAGCUUCACUUUCAACUCUUAUGUUUCUGCUUUGGUUCUAAGGCAACACUGUUCAAAUGUGGGUUAUCAUCAGCAAGAUCGAAGACUAAUAACACAAUAGUAAUAAUGACACCUACUCAUUAGCUUGAAAGACUGAUGAAUGGAAAUGGGUGAAGCAGUCACAUGAAGCUACUGUACACCAAAGUGCAAUUGAAUGCAGAGGGAGAGCUGUUGUUCCAGAGGCCUGUUGCUGCGUUGUGCCAGCCAUGAUGCAGACAGCUGUUCCUCUCUGCUUGUCCUCCUGUUGGUCUGUUUGAACUCAGAUGCAACAUUUCCUUCUUUCUCGCUCGUGUACAGCUUGCCACAGACUUGUGUGUCCUCAGACAGGUACUUUUUAAACUGUAUGGAUCUUUCUGUAGGCUAAUGCAAUGAUUUCAAAAGACAAUAAAAGAUUUUAAACUGAAA
Poeciliopsis prolifica (blackstripe livebearer) is the source of this 12447-nucleotide messenger RNA. RefSeq names its product phosphoinositide-3-kinase, regulatory subunit 2 (beta) (gene pik3r2). Gene Ontology annotation, cellular component: phosphatidylinositol 3-kinase complex. The record is from RefSeq and is a predicted model, not a curated record. The transcript is spliced from 16 exons. Gene Ontology annotation, biological process: insulin receptor signaling pathway; phosphatidylinositol phosphate biosynthetic process. The coding region runs from base 838 to 3027 and encodes 729 amino acids. Gene Ontology annotation, molecular function: protein binding; 1-phosphatidylinositol-3-kinase regulator activity. NCBI's taxonomy places the organism in Eukaryota, Metazoa, Chordata, Actinopteri, Cyprinodontiformes, Poeciliidae.